AUGAGUUCUACAGUUAGAAUCAGGGCCCAUCUACCUCCUUUAAUAUGCCUCAGUGGCAGGGCUUUUUACGAACUCAUUGGAAGAUCGUGUGUCAGCGUUAGCGAAAUCAAAGCUUUGUAUGAAUUGUUUAAAAAGAUCAGUAGUGCUGUAAUCGACGACGGCCUGAUUAACAAGGAAGAGUUCCAGCUUGCACUAUUUAAAACAAAUAAAAAGGAGAGCCUAUUUGCUGACAGGGUAUUCGACUUGUUUGAUACAAAGCACAAUGGAAUAUUAGAUUUUGAAGAGUUUGCACUUGCUCUAUCAGUUUUCCAUCUGAAUGCUCCUAUUGAUGACGAGAUUGAAUGGUUUGUUUUGGUGCAACCAUCAAUUUUUGUUGGAGGUUUCUAG
Salvia miltiorrhiza (redroot sage) is the source of this 387-nucleotide messenger RNA. RefSeq names its product calcineurin B-like protein 2. Bases 1 to 387 code for a protein of 128 amino acids. The record is from RefSeq and is a predicted model, not a curated record. The transcript is spliced from 5 exons. NCBI's taxonomy places the organism in Eukaryota, Viridiplantae, Streptophyta, Magnoliopsida, Lamiales, Lamiaceae. Gene Ontology annotation, biological process: calcium-mediated signaling. Gene Ontology annotation, molecular function: kinase binding; calcium ion binding.